AUGAAUAACAGUAGCACUUUGUUAAUGCGCGACAAUGGAAUCGUCUAUAAUGGAUAUCACUGGAACUACGCAUCGCAGUUGGACGUGCACUCAUCUGGUUCCGAACCUCCUUUAGAAUAUGCCUCGUACUCAUUAAAAACCAGGGAGAUGAUGUUGUCUUAUCUAGUAGAUUGGUAUCGGUUCCAAUCUGCGCAAUGGUUGCCAUUAGAAUCAAACGAUCAUCAAUCCUCUCCAAAACUGUCGUACAAGUCUUAUGUCUAUUGGAAGAAACAUGCCCCAGAGGUUUUGGUUGGAUCUUGUAAUCAGAUAUGGGGUGGAGGUAGCUCUGGUAUUGUUGUCAAUGGCAGCCCAAUCAUUCAAGAUCCACUGAUCGGGACCUAUUUGUUUAGUAUGGUCGUAUUUGACGAAGCAUUGGGACAUAGGUUGGGUUCAUACCAAAUAGUUUCAAGACAGACAAAUUCCAUCACCAACUCAACUGACGAUGCGACAAGCAUCGAACCUUAUCCAAUCUCAAGUUUCAGACCUUUCUUUUCAGUGAAACCCUUUAUAGAGAUCCAAGCUGUUAGUAAAGGAGGACUUGACUCACAUGCCAUGUUCUAUAUUAACCAACGUCCAGGCUCCCUUCUUCAAAGAAUAAUGUCUCUCCCGAUUGGAACAGUUGUGGCAGUAAUCAUCGAUCAAAGUAAUCGAGCCGGUGGAGGAGAAGAAGAAGAAUCAGGAUUAUUCUCGGAUACAGACCUCAAUGUCGUGAAUGGAGCUGCAAACCGCGUAAGAACCUCUGACGAAUCACUAUAUUGCUGUUUGAAUGCGCUUAUUGUCGGUAGUCUCGAACCUGGGGAUUCUUUCUACCUUUAUUUGUCUGGACAUGGUGAAAUAGAUGAUGGCGAAUACAAUUUCCAAGCAAUCGAUAAGCCCGUAACAACACGAGAUAUUCAUAAAAAAGCAGUUGAAGCAUUUGGAUAUAAUAAAAGAGAAGGAUUCGUCGCUGUUGGUAUUGCACCUAAUGGCGAGAAAUGGGGAGCCCCCUACUUGGUCCGAGGACCCUUUUUUGGUGAAGAGACACCACUCUUCAUCCCAUUAGCCGCACCAAGAAGAGAUUAUAAUCAGUCGUCUCAGAUGAAUAAAGAAGUAGAUAAUCAGAAUCAAAAUGAACAAAAGAUAAAGAAAAAAGAGUUCCCAAGAUAUCAACCAUGUAGAAGUGUAGAUUGUUACAAGAAAAUAAAGACUAUCAAUGAAGGUACCUUUGGUAUUGUAUAUGCUGCAGAUUGUAAAGAAACAGGUGAAAGAGUAGCAUUGAAAAAGAUAAAGAUUAUUGAAAGAGAAUCACAAGGUUUCCCAAUUACAUCAGUUAGAGAGAUUAAAGUAAUGAUGGAACUUAAACAUCCUAACCUUGUUGAUGUUAAAGAAAUUGUAAUUGGUAAUCAUAACAAUAUAUUUAUGGUAAUGGAAUUUAUUGAACAUGAAUUAAAAGGAUUGAUGGAUGUAAUUAAAAAGCCAUUCUUGCAAUCAGAGAUCAAAACAUUGAUUCAUCAACUAUUGUCGGGAGUUGAAUUUCUUCAUAGUAAUUGGGUGAUUCAUCGUGAUUUAAAGACUGCCAAUUUGCUCUAUACCAACAAGGGUGUGCUAAAGAUUGCAGAUCUCGGGUUGGCAAGAGAAUAUGGUAGUCCUUUAAAACCAUUCUCAGAGGGUGUCGUUACACUUUGGUAUCGUGCGCCAGAACUUUUAUUAGAGGCUACAAUCUAUUCGACACCUAUCGAUAUUUGGUCAGUUGGUUGUAUAUUUGCAGAAAUCAUAUCAAGAGAAAUAUUGUUACCUGGAACAUCAGAAAUUGACCAAUUACAAAAAAUAUUUAAUCUACUUGGUACUCCAAAUGAACAAAUAUGGCCUGGUUUCUCUAAAUUACCACUUGUUAAAAAAUUAAAUAUUGUUCCUCAACCGUAUAAUAAUUUAAAAUCAAGGUUUCCACAUAUUACAGACAAUGCAUAUGAUUUAUUAUCAAGAUUAUUAACAUAUGAUCCAGAAAAGAGAAUAAGUGCAUCAGAAGCUUUACAACACCCAUACUUUUUUGAAAGUCCUCCUAUGAGAGACCCAUUACUUAUGCCGACUUGGCCAGAAUCUCAUUAA
Molecule: messenger RNA, 2124 nt
Organism: Cavenderia fasciculata
Lineage: Eukaryota; Evosea; Eumycetozoa; Acytosteliales; Cavenderiaceae
Gene: cdk11
Product: putative protein serine/threonine kinase
Exons: 11
Coding region: 1-2124 (707 amino acids)
Biological process (GO): protein phosphorylation; regulation of mitotic cell cycle
Cellular component (GO): nucleus
Molecular function (GO): cyclin-dependent protein serine/threonine kinase activity; ATP binding
Source: RefSeq, a predicted model, not a curated record